Messenger RNA from Nothobranchius furzeri (turquoise killifish), 2964 nucleotides. It is a transcript of the gene ift52, whose product is annotated as intraflagellar transport 52 homolog (Chlamydomonas). Gene Ontology annotation, biological process: cilium assembly; intraciliary transport. Lineage: Eukaryota; Metazoa; Chordata; Actinopteri; Cyprinodontiformes; Nothobranchiidae. Gene Ontology annotation, cellular component: cilium; intraciliary transport particle B; centriole. The record is from RefSeq and is a predicted model, not a curated record.
UGCUGGGGCUCUAGCGCCCUUAGCAACCACAAUUUUUCCCCCACAAUGCAUCCCUUCUAGAAGUGUAUCGAGCUAAUUUGUUGUUAAAAUUUAACAUUAAACGGGGACAUAACAUUUAAUUCAAGGCAAGUGUUGCCCCUUGUUUGCAUAAUUUGUGUAUUGAGUCAAACGUAGAACGAAUUAUAUGACGUUAUUAAGUAAAACACCACAUAAUACGCCCGACGGCUAAUGUUAGCUUCGGAGAUUCAAGCUAAACGCUAACAACCACAACAACACGGCUUCGGUUCACGUCGUUCUUCAUUUGUGUUUCACGGUGUUAUAAAGUCUGAAGAACAACACGGCUGUGCUUUCAUUCCCAAAGAUAAGAGGCAAACCCGCGUCUGAGGGUUUAAAAGGGGGGUUUUCAGGUGGCUGGAUGAGGCCGGAGGUGACGUGUAAACAAUGGAGAUAGAAAAGAGUAACGCCAUAAUCUUCAACGCUUCAAAAAACGAGCUUUUUACCGCAAUCAAUGGAUUCAAGUCUUUGCAAAAGAAACUCCGAGCUCAGUGGAAAAUACAAAGCAUGAAGGAAAAGGUCAGUAUGGAGAAGUUGAAGGGAGCCCCGUUGUGGAUUUCUGCAGGCCCGAGGGAGAAGUUCACUGCAUCAGAGUUAGAGAUGCUGAAGCAAUACCUGGAUGGAGGGGGGAAUAUCUUGGUCAUGCUGGGCGAGGGGGGAGAGAUGAAAUACAACACAAACAUCAAUUUCCUCCUGGAGGAGUUUGGAAUAAUGGUCAACAAUGAUGCAGUUGUGAGGAAUGUUUAUUACAAAUACUUCCAUCCAAAGGAGGCUUUUGUUUCUGAUGGCGUGUUGAACAGAGCGAUCAGUCAAGCUGCCAGCAAAGUGACCUCAGGACUUAUCGAGGAUGAAAAUAUCGGAAACAAGUCUCAAAAUCUCUCAUUUGUGUACCCAUAUGGAGCCACGCUGAGUGUGAUGAAGCCUGCUGUGGCUGUUCUUUCUACCGGUUUCAUCAGCUUCCCGCUCAACAGGCCUAUCCUGGCCUUCUAUCAGGGAAAAGAGGCUGGCAAGCUGGCUGUUUUGGGUUCCUGCCACAUGUUCAGUGAUCAGUAUAUAGACAAGGAAGGAAAUAGUAAAAUCAUGGAUGUUGUGCUUCAGUGGCUCAUGACUGAUACUAUUCAGCUGAAUCAGAUCGAUGCAGAAGAUCCAGAGGUUGCAGACUACACCAUGCUGCCAAACACAGGGUGCUUGUCAGGACAGCUCAGUGCAUGUUUACAAGAAAGCGACGAGAACCCCAGAGACUCCACCUCCUUCAUUAAGUCUGUGUUAGAUUUAUCAACUGAGACAUUACAGCAAGUCAUAAGUGCUUAUGAGCAGCUGAAUGUGAAGCACGAGCCACUCCAGCUCAUCACACCACAGUUCGAGACUCCUUUGCCUCCGCUUGAACCGGCUGUUUUCCCUCCUGCCCUGAACGACUUGCCUCCUCCUAUGCUGGACUUGUUUGAUCUAGAUGAAACCUUCUCAUCAGAGAAGGCCCGACUCGCACAACUCACCAACAAUUGCACAGACGACGACCUGGAGUUCUACAUUCGCAGAUGUGGUGAAAUUCUGGGUGUGACUCCCAAACUAGAUAAAGAGCAGCGGGAUGCCAAGUACAUACUAGAACAUAUCUUCUUUCAGGUUGUAGAGUUUAAGAAACUCAACCAGGUGGGUGUGGCCUGUCAGUCUGGUGCGAUGGUGCUUCGAGUCUGGUUCAAGUUUAACUUCUCACCUUCAGGAACACGACAUGGAGACAGAGGAACGGGUGACAACAUGACCUGGUCUACGGUCCGAACACGAGCGGGAUGUGGUCCUAGCAAGCUGCCGUCAACGUUCAGAAGACUUGGGAGUGAAAGCAUCUGCAAAUCAACGUUUUCUAUCUUUAUUGUAGUAAAUUAUUAAUUAAAAGACCCUCAUUAGAAUAGUUUUUAGGUGCAUGACUCAAACAUAAUCCAUCCACUUCAUCUUAAAGGAUGCAACAGUAGAUCAUUCUGAUGCCCCAUCAGGGUGAAACCUCAGCCAGGGACUGGUUCUGGGGUUUGGGACUCCACGUCUGCUGCUGAACGCUGGAAUCCACGAAGCACCGGGGGCUGUUGCUCUCCGCUUUAAUCACGGACACGUCCCAAGAGAUCUGCAAGGACGUGAGGUCUCCAUUAGACCGGUCAAAAAACCCAGCGGGUUUAGAAUUCGGCACGGUCACGAUGGGCGUGGAAAAUUUCCCCUGCAUGGGCACGGUCAGGGUGCAGCCAUCAGCCUCUUGUGUGUUGGAGCCGGAGCCCAGAAACGAAAACCCCCGACAAGGAGAAAGGAGAUCCGUUGACAGACAGAGGGAAGCCAGGAUAGAUACUCUGCCCUCAGAUCUGUCCGCUACAGCUUCAUUUGAUGCUCUGGAGAGGGACAGGUACUCCAAAGACAAAGCAGACAGCAAACCCUGUUCUCCAAAGAACUUCCUGUCCAGCUCUGAUGGAGAUGAGCACUCAAAGCUUUUCAGAUCUAGAAAGAUAAGUAGUUAAGAAUGUGAGCUUCUCAUCAAAGGUAGCAACAAAAUCACCAGCAUGCUUACCUUUAAAAACAAAAGCUUUGUCCAUGGUGUCCAUUGGUCUUCAAACACCUGGCCAGCAGCAGGUGGCUUUAAAUGGUUGAAACUGCUUGUUAAUUGGCCCAGCUGGAGGCUGCUCAUCAGUCGGGAUCAGAGGAAACGUUUUCUGUUUGGGCCGAUGUGUGUUUGCAGUUCUGUUUUAAAAAAUACUGUUUCAUUUAUAAAAUGAUUAGAUUGGCUUUUAAAUCUUUAUUGAAAAGAAAACAAGACAAAUUUACAGCACAUGAUCAUAGUAAUCUGCAACUUGGGGCCACAAGAGGCUCUUUGUGUCUCAUAUCUUGGUGAUUAAUUAUAUUUAUUUUCAAAGUUUCAUAAUAAAGGUCUUUGUUUGG